GGUGAUCCUAAAUUUCUUGAUCAUCGCAUCAGUAAACUCGGUAAACUGUUUUCACCAUCUUAUGGAUGGAAGCAGAGUUUAGAGUCGAUAAUAGGUUUUCUUGAGAACACAAAGGCUAAGUACAAGAGAUAUAAACAAGAAGUUAAAAAGAAGAAGAAAGAAGUUCAAAGGAAGAAUGAAGAAGCUGAAAAUAAGAAGCAAGAAGUUGUAAAGAUUCCUACAUUUGGAGAGUUUGUAAGAAAUUGUUUCAAUGGAUUAAGCGAAGAACUGGAGAAAGAUAUUGUUAAUUUGUACACACAUCUUCCCAAGUCUUUCAUUUCAUCUCAACAUGUGAAGCAAAUUAUCGCAGCCAGUGAAGCUCUUCAAAGCGUUAGAUAUUUCUUGCAAGAGAAUUUUUCCAGAGAUGAUUUCAAGAAGGGAAGUCUCAAAGAUGAUUGCUUCAACAGACUCCUUCAGGCUCUACGUUUACUGCCAAAACGUUUUGAGAUUCCAGACUUGAUGGAAAACGAAGAUAUUAGGAAAUUUUGUCUACAAAACGCCCAUAUAAUCUUCUGCACAGCCUCAGGUGCUGCAGAAAUGAAUGCGGAAAUAACAGGAGAUAUAGAACUGCUUGUUGUUGAUGAGGCAUCUCAGCUUAAAGAAUGUGAAUCAAUUGUUGCAUUGCAGCUUCAGGGACUGGGUCACGCUAUUCUAAUAGGAGAUGAGCGUCAGUUACCAGCAAUGGUGCAGCGAGUAUUUUCUCUGAAUCCCUUGAGAACAAUGCGGCAGAUAUGUGAGAAGGCGAAAUUUGGAAGAAGCUUGUUUGAGAGAUUGGUUCUGCUUGGUCAUGACAAACAUUUGCUUAAUGUUCAGUAUCGAAUGCAUCCUUCGAUAAGCCGUUUCCCUAACAGGGAGUUUUAUAGAGGUUUGAUCAAAGAUGCUUCGAUUGUUCAAGAAAGCAAUCAUCAAAAGAGGUAUCUUAAAGGAAACAUGUUUGGUUCUUUCUCCAUCAUCAAUGUUGGUCGUGGAAAAGAAGAGUUUGGUGAUGGACAUAGUCCCAAGAAUAUGGUUGAAGUUUCUGUGAUUUCUGAAAUCAUAUCCAAUCUUUUCAAAGUUUCAAGUGAGAGAAGGAUGAAGAUGAGCGUUGGAGUUAUUUCAUCAUACAAAGGACAAGUCAGAGCAAUCCAAGAGAGAAUCGGAGAUAAGUACAGUUCCAUAUCAGAUCAGCUUUUCACUUUGAAUGUUCGGUCCGUGGAUGGGUUUCAAGGAGGAGAAGAAGACGGUAUCAUCAUCUCUACCGUUAGAAGUAACGGUAACGGAAAAGUUGGGUUUCUCAGUAAGCGUCAAAGAGCCAACGUGGCACUGACUCGUGCAAGGCACUGUUUAUGGGUAAUUGGGAAUGAGAUGACUUUGGCUCGAAGUGGUUCGAUUUGGGCAAAACUCAUAAGGGACUCGAAGAAGCGUAAAUGCUUCUAUGAUGCUAAAGAUGAUAAGAAUCUAAGAAAUGCCAUGAAUGAUGCUCUGCCCGAUGUUGAGAAUUUUAAUGUGUGUGGAAAGCUGAGAAGUCUGAUCUUGAAGAAGAAGAAA
Messenger RNA from Thlaspi arvense, 1566 nucleotides. The record is from the annotation of a GenBank genome assembly. NCBI's taxonomy places the organism in Eukaryota, Viridiplantae, Streptophyta, Magnoliopsida, Brassicales, Brassicaceae.